This is a messenger RNA of Dermatophagoides farinae (American house dust mite), 2669 nucleotides long. Its product is annotated as V-type proton ATPase 116 kDa subunit a 1. Gene Ontology annotation, biological process: vacuolar acidification; proton transmembrane transport. The record is from RefSeq and is a predicted model, not a curated record. Gene Ontology annotation, cellular component: plasma membrane; vacuolar proton-transporting V-type ATPase complex; vacuolar proton-transporting V-type ATPase, V0 domain. Lineage: Eukaryota; Metazoa; Arthropoda; Arachnida; Sarcoptiformes; Pyroglyphidae. Gene Ontology annotation, molecular function: proton-transporting ATPase activity, rotational mechanism; ATPase binding.
ACAAAACAAAAAAAAAUAAUGAAUUCUAAUGAGCAUCAAUCAAAUUCAUCACAGCAAACAAAAAAAUUCAAACAUCAACCAUGUUCCGGUGUGUUUCGUUCCGAAGAGAUGUUGUUAUGUCAACUAUUUCUACGAUCAAACGUUUCAUUUGAAACUACAUGUCGUCUUGGCGAAUUGGGAAUCGUUGAAUUUCGUGAUCUAAACGCCGAUCUAAAUGCAUAUCAACGAAAAUAUGUCGAUGAAAUCAAACAUAUUGGUGAAGUUCAACGUAAAUUAAUUUAUCUGUCACAACAAUUGCAGAAAAGUGAUUUGCCUAUUGUCAAGCCGAUUGGUGAUCCGGCCAUACCGAAAUAUAAGGAAAUUAUUGCAUUAGAAAAUCAGAUUGAAAAAUUGGAUAAUGAUCUACGUGAAAUUAAUGAACAUCUAUAUACACUACGUUUGGAACGAUCAGAAUUGGUGGAAAUGUCAAUGAUUUUGGCUAAAACAAAUCAACUACUUGAAACAACACGUAGACAGCAGCGAGCAUCUUUCAAUGGACAAUACCCGAUUACCGAUUCAGGUAAUCAAAAUCAGGCAUUAGAUCUGGAUCCUGAACAAUCAUCGAUUGGUGUUCCCAAACAACCACAAAAACAAGGAUUCGAAUGUAAUAAAAUCUAUACAAUAACUGGAUUAUUGCGAGCUGAAAAGGCACUUGCAUUUCGUAAAGUUAUAUGGAGGGUUUGUGGUCAGAAUGCAUUGGUACAAUUUUUUGAUAUUGACAAUCCAAUCGAUGAUGCAAAAGCUGAAGAAUUUGUACAGAAAAAAGUUUUUCUUGUCAUGUGUCAAGGUGAUAAAUUGUAUGGAAAAAUUGAGAAAAUUUGCAACGGUUUCCAUGCAUCGAAAUAUCCAUUGCCCGAUGAUGAAGAUCAUUAUCGACUUUUGUGUCUGAAAGUCGAACAGGAUCUAAAAGAUAUUCAGUUGGUUAUCGAAAAAACCAGUCAACAGCAUUUGAAAAUAUUGACAGCCGUUGCUCAGCCGAAAAACUUUCCCACAUGGAUGGUACAAGUGACAAAACUUCGUGCCAUAUUCACCACAAUGAAUUUGUAUCAAAAAACAGAGAAAGGUUUCCUUGCUGAAGGAUGGUGUGCUCGUAGUGAUUAUUAUCUACUAAAUGGUAUCAUACAAGAAAUCAAUGAUCGUGCCGGUAUUCUUGGCCAAGCUGUUGUUGAAAAAGUGUCUACAACAAGUACACCACCUACAUAUUUUCGUUUGAAUCGUUUUACACAAGGAUUUCAAAAUAUUGUCGAUUCAUAUGGUAUGGCUACGUAUCGUGAAAUGAAUCCAGCACCAUAUACAAUUAUUACAUUUCCAUUCCUAUUUGCUAUGAUGUUUGCCGAUGCUGGCCAUGGAUUAAUAAUGAUGUUGUUCGGUUUAUGGAUGGUACUAUAUGAACGAAAACUUAAUGGCAAAAGUAAUAAUGAAAUAUGGCUCACAUUUUUUGAUGGCCGUUACAUCAUUCUAUUGAUGGGUGCAUUUUCCAUUUAUACUGGUUCCAUAUAUAAUGAUAUUUUUGCUAAAGGUUACAAUCUGUUUGGUACAUGUUUUGAUUCACAUGCAACAGAAAUCAAACUAUACGAUGAUUUAAUCAUAGCUAAUAAUGGCAGCCAUAACAGUAACGAUACUGUAUUCAAUAAGAAAUUAGAAAUUUACAUACCAAAAGGUGAUCGAUCAUAUCCAUAUGGUAUUGAUCCAGCAUGGCAAAUUUCAUCAAACAAAAUUAUAUUUUUAAAUUCAUUCAAAAUGAAACUUUCAGUUAUUGUCGGUGUUUUACAGAUGCUUUUCGGUGUAAUGAUUUCACUUUGUAAUCAUAUCAAUGCUAAAAGUUGGACAUCGAUUGUUUUUGAAUUUAUACCACAGUUAAUAUUUUUACUUUCAUUAUUUGGCUAUAUGAUAAUAUUGAUAUUUGUUAAAUGGUUACGUACAUGGUCACCACCAUCAAAUGCACCAUCUAUUCUUAUUGAUUUUAUCAAUAUGUUUUUAAUGAAAUAUCCAAAUGAAAAUGAACCACAAACCAUUUAUCUUAAUCCAUGGUAUCCACAUAAACAAGAAAUACAGACCAUAUUAUUGAUAUUGGCAUUAUUACAGGUUCCAAUCAUGUUAUUAGUAAAGCCAAUAAUUAAAGUAUUUUUCAGUAAUCGUCAAAAACGACAACCAGCUAAUAUUGAAGAAUCGACAUCAAAUAAUCAACAACAACAACAACAACAAGGUGAUUCUAAUAAUCACGAAGAAAGUACUGGUGAUAUAUUCACACAUCAAGCCAUACAUACAAUUGAAUAUUGUCUUGGUUCAAUAUCACAUACAGCAUCCUAUCUACGUUUAUGGGCAUUAUCAUUGGCACAUAGUCAAUUAUCUGAAGUACUUUGGCAAAGAGUAAUGCAUGCUGGAUUUGCAACGGAAAAUUCUAAUCUAAUUAUUCGUGUCAUUAUGACAUAUCUAACAUUUGGAUUAUGGGCAGUAUUAACCAUUGCCAUAUUGAUUGUAAUGGAAGGAUUAUCAGCAUUUUUACAUGCAUUACGUUUACAUUGGGUUGAAUUUCAAUCAAAAUUUUAUACUGGUGCCGGUUAUGCAUUUCGUCCAUUUUAUUUGAAAAGAAUUCUAACCGAAACAAAUAUAUUGAUUGAAUAGAUAAA